CUCUCUCUCUCUCUCUCUCUCAUUCUCUUUUGCUGCUUGUAAGCGGUCUCUGGGCGUGCAGCCAGCUGGCGUGUGUGUGUUUUUUGAAUGAAUACCUGAUGAAGUUGGCCGAGCAAACCGUGGGAGGGGCCCUGUGUGUGUGUGUGUGUGUGUGUGCGUGUUUGUGUGUGUGUGGUGUAGGGCAGACAGUGUGAGAGCUCUGGCUCACAUUCAGCCCCUUGCAUAAUGCACGUUGGAGCUCUGCAUGCGGGACUCCCUCCCUGUGGGCGUGUGCAAGUGUGUGCUACCAGUUUUGUGUGUGUGUGUGUGUGUGCGUGUGUGUGACAUCACCUACGUGCUGUGUAUCAGUGGUAGUGAGGGAGCUUCCUGCCUCGCUGUCAAGAUUUAGGAGAGGACUGUUGGCUGUGUGUGAGUGAGUGUGUGUCUGUGUGUGUUUGGGUGUGGAGGGGGUGAGGAAGGCCAAGAGCAGUUUGUAGCACAAGUACGCCGAAGCUGCUUUGGAUUUUGGGCUUGAGGGGGAGAGAGAGAGAGAGAGAGAGAGUGAGAGUGAGAAAGAGAGAGAGACUCAGGGUGCUGUGCAAGGGACACGGCAAAAGAGAGGAAGAGAGAAGUUAAGGAAGGAAAGGAAUGAGAGGGGGAGAGAGAGAACAUGCUGCAGAAGUGGGCUUCUCCUGCUACCCUGAAUUGUGCUGGGUGUCAGCAGACUUGCUUUUGCAGGGAAAUGAUUCCACAUGAAGUGCGACACACUCGGCCCCCCGUCGUCUUCGGCGGCAGCAGCAGGUGUGACGUCGUGACACUCUCCCAUACCACACUGAGUUCACCCUUCAGCCGCUAAAGACCCCUGGACCAAACAGAUCGCCCUACCCCUCCCCUCUAACCACCCCUCCAUAUCUUCAUCUCCAUCUUUAAUCCUUCCUCAUCUGCUUUUUAGGGCCUGGAUUUUUUUGUUAUCAAGAGAAAGACCUGAUUCAUGGGCCUUGGGUGGACUAGAUAGAGAGUAAAAGAGAGAAAGGAUUGUGAAGGUUAAUUCAUAGAUAAUUGAAGUAACAAGAGACAGAUCGUUAGUAGUCAGAAUAAGAGACAAGAAAGUGAAAUAGAAAGUCAAAGAGAAAGAGAGAGCAACAAAGAAAAGAAGUCCAGUUAAGGAGUGUAGAGUUAAGGGACGUGAGGCAAAGUCAGCAUGAAGUCCAACCAGGAACGCAGUAAUGAAUGUCUGCCCCCAAAGAAGAGGGAGAUUCCCUCAAGUACUUUACCAUCUGAAAAUCGUUCACCCAUCAUGCCUCCUGCCACUGACAGCCAGCACACAGAGAACAUGACCUGGCUCGCCAGUGUGGCUGGUGGGAAUGAGAGUGGGGUCAGUGGGCAUCGUAGCUCCAUUCAGUCUGACGGGCCCCAGUACAAAUCCCUCUUGUCCACAUCAGACGCUUCACCUUCCUCUUCCUCACUGAGGCUAGUGUCAUCUCUUCCUACAGUGUACACGUCCCCCCUGUCACAGUCCACAGUUGGAGGAACUGUCCAUUACACCCAAUUGCCACCCAACUUGCAGUUUAUAGCCUCACCCUACACUGCUCCAUACACAGGUUACAUCUCCCCUCAACUGCUUCCACCUCCCCCUCCGCCUCCCCCCCUUUCUUCCUCCUCUUUGGCUGCGCAGAGACCUUCACACACAGCGACAGUCUGUGCUCCUUCACAGGCCUCCAAACAUGACCAGCAGAGAGCAUCCACAGGGCGUACCUCCAUGCCUCCACCUCCUACAGACCCCGCCCCUCACCAUGUUCAAAUGUCAACUUCCACACGGACUGUGCCGUCACCUCAUCACCAAGGAGGUGUUCACCUUCCUCCACCUUCACUGCACCACCACCAUGCUUUGGGACAUGGGCUGUCCCAGGUUGUGGUGCAGUAUACAGAUGGACUCACCAGGAAAGAGGAAGUUGAGUCUAAAACCAGAGAGCUCCACAAUGGAGAGCUGGAAAGGGGUCAGCGGUUUGGAGCAUCCCAUGAAACCAGCCUGUCAAAGCCAGGGAGUAAAUCACGAGAUACCGCUUCUUCUUUGUCCUCCUAUGAGGCUCGCCAGCUCGUUUUGCCAUCAGAGUACUCUACUCAUGAUCCCUCAGGACUGAGAACCUCUGUUAUGGUUAUGCCCAAUAGCCACGGGGACCACCACCUGGUACCACCCAGAGUCAGCCCUGAGAAGGUGACAACCUCUGCCCCAGCUCAUCUGGAGAAAGGCGGCAUCAUCCUGGGCAAGCCUAUGAAUCGCACACCCUCCUGCUCCAGCACCUCGUCGUCUUUCACGUUUCCACCCCCAUUAAGUGUCAACAGCCUGAAAGCUGCUGUCAGUACACUGCCGCCCCAGACGGUUAUCCAGACCACCCACAACGCUACGGAGUCAUUGUCAAUGGGUCUCCCCUCCACCAGUAUCUACCCUCAGCCGCCUAUCAUUGGUUACAUUGCAGGGGGCAAUGGGAGCCAGCAUACACCAAUCAGUUACCACACCAGCCUACAGCAGCACUUACUUAUUCCCGGUGCCCAACCGGUCAUUAUCCCUGUUAGUGGAGGUGGAGUUACCACAUUGGAACCUGUAGCCUCUCAUGUAACGUCAUCUACCCAAGCCGCAACAUUUCCCACCACACUCCCACACACAUAUAUUGCGGCCACUGCCCUCAAAGGAGAGACUCUGGAAACCUCCAGUGGCUCGUAUCACCAGGCCGCUUCAGGCGCAGUGGUCCAAGCCCAGCUUCAUCUGCCCAUUGUUCCCGCUCCACCAGGGCUGGUUGCCCCCGCUGCGCCUCCUCCCUCAUCCAGUACGGUGGUGCCCUCCUCACUCCCCCCGUAUUUCAUCAAGGGCUCCAUCAUCCAGCUGGCCGAUGGGGAGCUGAAACGCGUGGAGGACCUGAAGACAGAGGACUUCAUCCAGAGUGCUGAGAUCAGCAGUGAGCUGAAGAUUGACUCGUCCACAGUGGAGCGCAUUGAGGGGAGCCACACCUCACCCAACUUUGCUGUGGUUCAGUUUUCUGUCGGUGAACACCGUGCACAGGUGAGUGUGGAGGUCUUGGUGGAGUACCCUUUUUUUGUCUUUGGCCAAGGCUGGUCUUCGUGUUGCCCUGACCGGACCACCCAGCUUCUGGAGCUGCCUUGCACCAAACUCUCUGUGGGUGAUGUUUGUAUUUCACUCACCCUCAAGAACCUGAGGAAUGGAUCUCUGAAGAAGACCCAACCCCUGGAGCUGGCCACCCCUGCCUCUGUCCCAGCUUCCAGCCAUGGGCACCUCAAACCCCACAGAGCUGUCUUAGACGCUCCCCAAAGCUGCAGUGGAGGUAGCUCCAGGCACAGCGAGCGGGAGAAUGGCAUCAGCCAGCGAGGGGAUGGUGGAAGAGGAAAUGGGAGUGGAAGGGGCACCAACGUGGAAAAUGGAGAUCUCGUGUUUGGGGAAAGAGGCUCACUUUCUAAAGGUCAGGUUGUCAGCAGCACAGAAGCUGGCUCCAGUAAGCCAUUAGGAGGCAGAAAGCGGAGAUGGUCUGCCCCUGAAUGUCGAAAAGUGGAAAAAUCAGAGGAGGAGCCGCCCUUAACCCUGCCCAAACCUUCCUUUAUCCCUCAUGAGGUGAAAGUCAGCAUUGAGGGAAGGUCGAAUAUUGGCAAGUGAAUGCUAGCAGGACUGUUAAAUAACCAUUGGGAUUUGGAAAAAAAACACACAAAAGGAUUCUACAAAAAAAUACACAAAUGCCCA
Messenger RNA from Scatophagus argus, 3727 nucleotides. It is a transcript of the gene atxn1a, whose product is annotated as ataxin 1a. The record is from RefSeq and is a predicted model, not a curated record. Lineage: Eukaryota; Metazoa; Chordata; Actinopteri; Scatophagidae. Bases 1181 to 3643 code for a protein of 820 amino acids. The transcript is spliced from 3 exons. Gene Ontology annotation, molecular function: protein binding; RNA binding. Gene Ontology annotation, cellular component: nucleus. Gene Ontology annotation, biological process: negative regulation of transcription by RNA polymerase II; nervous system development.